Messenger RNA from Zonotrichia albicollis (white-throated sparrow), 1410 nucleotides. NCBI's taxonomy places the organism in Eukaryota, Metazoa, Chordata, Aves, Passeriformes, Passerellidae. The record is from RefSeq and is a predicted model, not a curated record.
GUCCAGGGUCAGAAAUGCCUUAUGUGGAUCGCCAGAAUCGCAUCUGUGGUUUCUUAGACAUUGAGGAAAAUGAGAAUAGUGGGAAAUUCCUGCGGCGGUACUUCAUCCUGGACACGCAGGAGGACAACCUGGUGUGGUACAUGGAUAACCCACAGAAUCUUCCCUCUGGAUCUCCACCUGUUGGGGCCAUUAAACUUACCUAUAUUUCAAAGGUUAGCGAUGCAACUAAGCUGAGGCCAAAGGCAGAGUUCUGUUUUGUUAUGAAUGCAGGGAUGAGAAAAUACUUUCUACAAGCCAAUGAUCAGCAGGACCUAGUUGAAUGGGUAAAUGUUCUGAACAAAGCUACCAAAAUCACAGUACCAAAGCAGUCUGAUCCUCUCUGCCAAAUGGAAAAUGCAAAUCGUCAAGCUGAAAGCCCAGGUGGGAAGAAGCAAGUCUCUUACAGGACAGAAAUUGUUGGUGGUGUUCCCAUCAUUACACCCACCCAGAAAGAAGAAGUCAGUGAGGGCAGUGAAGGGGCUGACAGGAAUUAUUUGAAGAGGUCACAAAGUCACCUUCCUUAUUUUGCUGCUAAGCAUCCCCCAGAUAAUGCCAUUAUCAAAGCUGGUUACUGUGUCAAACAAGGAGCAGUGAUGAAGAACUGGAAGAGAAGAUACUUUCAAUUAGAUGAAAACACAAUAGGAUAUUUCAAGUCUGAACUGGAAAAGGAACCUCUCAGGGUUAUACCACUUAAGGAGGUCCAUAAAGUUCAGGAAUGCAAACAGAGUGAUAUAAUGAUGAGAGACAAUCUCUUUGAAAUUGUAACAACUUCUCGAACCUUUUAUGUGCAGGCUGACAGCCCCGAGGACAUGCACAGCUGGAUCAAGGCCAUUUCUGGGGCCAUCGUGGCGCAGCGGGGACCGGGCAGAUCGGCGGCUUCCAUGCGGCAGGCCAGAAGGCUGUCGAAUCCUUGUAUACAGAGGUAUACAUCAAGAACUGGUGAAUGCAGCACGAGCAUCCCGAGUCUUCUGCCGAGCCCGGCCAUGCUGUCCGUGCAGCCAGCUCACAUUCCACAGCCCCUCACUGCAGCCCUGUGGCCUCAGCCCCUCACCCCAAACCCCCUGCCUUGGAGAAACGAGGAUUUCACGAGUCUUUUACCAAGGCCAAGCCAAGGAGCUACAAGAUCCAGGCUGUCGCUCCAAGAGAAUCAACUUCCAAAGUGACUGACCGGGGUCCCUGGGAACCCCGGAGCAAAAAUGGCACUCAGGAACAGGAUCCUGGCCUUGUGGAUCUGGAUGAUGCAAGCCUUCCAGUUAGUGAUGUGUAGGGAUGGAAGUGUUUGGAGAAUGAUCCAUUUGUUCGGUCCUUUAAUUUCCUUGCUCGGACUUUGAACCAAAGAAAAUUCCAGGAAAUGAGAACAAAAAAAAAAAA